UUUACGCGCCCAGCUUGUGGCAACAGUGGCCCGCCAAAAAAGUCUUCAAGUCCGCCCAGAGCAACAAUUUUUUGACAUUUUCUUGACAUGCUAAUUACUGAGGGGCUAUUUUCCUUCAGUGACAGUGGCAUAUGGAACUUGGGAGCUCUGUGCAAGUGUCUAAGUAACCUUGACAGUGGCAUAUGGAACCUGGGGGCUCUGCGCAAGUGUCUAAGUAACCUAUCGUAACACCCACAACCACGGCAAUGGAUGAGUCGCAAAACAUCCGCUGCUCAUCGCGUAGGAGGAUCCGGCCGGUUGAAUUCUGGAACUUUGAGAAGCCAGAGGACUCGGUCAGUGAGAUCGUCACCUACAAUCAGUCCGAGCUGACGCGGUGCUCAGUCUUCCAGCCUUUCUCCCGCAGCUACCAGGUCACCCCCAAGCGCUCUAAAGGGACAAAGGGAAACCAGACUGCGACACGGAAGAAUGACCACACGACGCUUGAAAAUGUAACUCAUUCUACAAAAUCACAAAGGAAGGAGGGAGAUUCUAGCCACGCAACACUAACUCGGGAAACUACAACACAUUCCUCAAAGUCACAAGGAAAGGAGAAAGAUUCUACUAACCAUGCAAAACGUAUGCUUCAAACUACAUCUCAUUCCGUAACCUCACAAGCAAAGGAGGACUCUAACCUUGCCAGAUCCACCCUUCAUAACACAGCUCACUCCUCUGAACCACAAGGAAAGAAGACAGAAACUAAUGACGCCAGACCUCAUAAUGGAGCUCACACCCUUGCAUCGUUACCAGGGAAAAACAACACAGCACCCACUCUCCCAAAAUCAACUCAUCCCUCGCAGCCAUCAAGGAAACGGAGACUUGAGAACGGAGAGGCAGAGGAGGAGGUCACGAGGCUCACUGAUGAAGACCCAGCACGCCCCGCCAAGCCACCAGGGAAGAGAUCGAGACUCAAAAACAUAGAGGACCAGGAUAAGCUUACAACGCACUCUGAUGAACACACACGUACCAUCAAAUUACCGUCAAAACCUAACAAUCAGGAACCCAUACGGAACACCCAAGGAUUGACUCUCAGUGACGAACAGGGACACAGCUCGAGGUUAUCCAAAGAGAACGGAAAUGUGGGAGAUAAAGAACACUCAAAUGGUGAGGAUUCUGCGAGGGUGGAUGUGGAGGGCGUAACACAUCCACACAAGAAAAGAAAACGGAAACUGGACGGUAACUCAUGGCUUAGCAGUGACAAACCAACAUCCUCGCAGAGUAAAAGGGGAAGGAAGCAGAAGGAGCAUGAGGAACCGCAGACGAAGGACACAGCAAGCAUUCCAACUCCCUCUGGUGAAGGUUUAAAUGGUGAAGUCCCCCCGAUACUUGCAGGGUUGGAUCUGAAGUACUCUAACAAGGAGGGGGACACUACAGCUGGCCUUCCUCCUUCCAGCCCUCCUAGACACCCCACGGGACCUCACCCCACCCCACACACCACCCCACACCAGGCCAGGGACACCACCACAGGCACCCCAAACCUCACCUCUGCAAGGGACAUCACCAGUAACAUCACCAGUAACAUCACUGGCUACGAGCAACCCAGCUUCCAAAAUGUGUUCUCCAGCACUGCUCUCGAUGUUUUCAAGAAGCCACAUCCGCCCUUCCGCCGACGUGCCCCUCCGCUGGCAUUAAAAGUUAGCAGCAUGUUCUUGGACCCCAGCAUGGUGACAAUACCAGAGGAGGAGGAAGAGGACCGGGAGCAGAAGAGGAAGGAGGGGGAGAGGCAGAGGAAGGAAACGGACAAGAAUGGAGAACGGGAGAAAGAGGAAUUGUUGAGGAAGAGAAAGGAGGAAGAGGGGAAGAAUAAGGAGGGUGGGGAAUGGAAGGAGAUGGAGAGGCAGGAGAAAGGAGAACUGCAGAGGAAUAGGAAGAUGCAGGAACAGGAAGAAGAGGAAGAGGAGGAGGAGGAGGAGGAGAGAGAGGAAACGGAGAACCAGCUAAAUAAGAUGAAGGAAGAAGAACAGAGGAAGAGGAAGAACAAACUGGACGAACAAGAAACAGAAAGAAACAAAGAACGGGAGAAGAAGAAAAACGAGGAGAAGGAGGAGGAGGAGAAGGAUGUACGCAAGAAAAAAACCAAGCCAUUGAGUGUUGGCAACAGUGACAUAGGGAGUGACACGGACGACACCACAGCCAGGAGAGUGAACAGUGAUGCCUUACGUAGAGGACCUGCACGAGAGACGCCUUCCGGAGCAGUGCCGUCCGACCCUCCAGACCAAGAGAGGAGAACUAACCCAACGCAAGACAACACGAGAUUGGGAGCUCCACAAAACUGCCGCCGCUCCACACGCGUCCGGAUGCAACCGCUGGAAUUCUGGAACUUCGAGAAGGUGGAGGUGACAAGGCAGGCGGAUGGCGAGGUGCAGAUCAUCCACCAGAAGCAAGAUCCGGACUUUCAGAGCAUCCAGAGCAGGGUGGUGGAUUGCAGUAUGGCUUGUCGGAGUCAGCUGGGCCUUGGGGUGACCUUAACGGCUGACCUCCUGGGAAAUGCACCUUUCUCUAGGGCGCUGAAGGGGAAGAAUAAGGUCAGGAAAACAGGUGUGGGGUCGCCAGUGAAAGACCGUCUCGGAAACGCACCGAAAGAGACCAGGGAUGAGGAAACGAUUCAGGGUCAACCGAGUGAAGAGAGAACGGGAAUCGCGUCUUCCGGGUCACCGAAACGGAAGGACGAUACCGGGAAACCAACUGCGGGGUCUCCUGAUAAACCCAAACGGGGGAACGCAACGCAGUCUGGGGCGGCGAAACGGAAGGACGACACCGGGAAACUAACUGUGGGGUCUCCUGAUAAACCCAAACGGGGGAACGCAACGCAGUCUGGGGCGGCGAAACGGAAAAACAAGUCCGAGAAAUCAACUAAAGCCCCGACUCGUAAAGGAAGACGCAAGAUUUCCCCGAUAAAGUCCACGGGAGAUGGGACCAGUAGGCACCCCGCACUGAGCCCGUCCAGAGCCAAGGGACGGGUCAACGCACAGGAGCUCCUCGCCGCCUGGUCGCCAAAUCGCUCCCCCGUCAAGUCCCCAUCGAAGAGGCAGCUUUUCUCCCCACAAGAUGAUUUCCUCGACACGCCAGUGGAGGAGGAAAGCACGUUCAGGAGGAGGACAAAAGGAGGCAUGAUGGUGGUGCAAAUCAAGAAGUUCAAGGACACUCAGUUCACGGUCAUCGAGAGGUCAACCUACCGAUGCUACCUCGCCCAGGGCCUGCGGAAUGAGAAGGAGUCCAUCUACACCGGGUUCGUCUUCCUGGAGUGGGGUCAGGUCGUUUGGAACACCACGCGCAAGACGACCGUGUAUGUUAUCGAAGGUUUGGGAAGCCUGAAGUGCCUCAACGAAGACUCUGACGCAUCCUUCACCCUCAAGCCAAGGAACACAGUGGAGCUAAAUAAACGGCUGAAGGUGUCGAUCAAGAAGGACGGCAGGUGCAAGUUGCUGAAGCUCCACAUUGUCCUCGGGCCACACCUAUAGGGCUGGGCGAGGCUGUCGGUGAUGGUGCGGGAUUUUUUAAUAUUUUUUUAUCCUUUUCCGUAGUGGAGUCAGUUUGGGGUUGAUUAUUUCCCCCUCGAGUUAGCCCAGUAGUCUUUUUAUUUAUUUUUAUUUUCCUUUAGUGGUGGUGUGUAGAGGGUCAUUAGUUUCCCUUGUAGUUGUUUAGCUAAGUCUCCCAUUAGUCAAGUUUUUAUAUUUCAGUUUUCUUUAGUUUUUCUUUUAUUUUUUGAGUUUUUAUUUGAUUUUUUCCCGUUUUCCUUUACUGGGGGUGUUUCUAGGCUGUCGGUUUACUCCUCCUCCUCCUUCUCCUCUUUCCUAUAUUUCUUACAAGUCUCCCAUUAGUCAAGUUUUUAUAUUUCAGUUUUCUUUAGUUUUUAUUUGAUUUUUUCCCAUUUUCCUUUACUGGUUGCGUUUCCUGGCUGUCGAUUUCCUCCUUCUUCUCCUCUUCUUUCCUAUACUUCCUUAUGAUAUCCUUUCUCUCCUUUCUUUCUCCUCCCUUCCUUCCUUUCUACAUCCUUUCUUCUUUCUUAUACCUCUGUUCUUCUUUUCUACAGCCUUUCUCUUCCUCCUUCUCCUCUUCUUUCCUAUACUUCCUUAUGAUAUCCUUUCUCUCCUUUCUUUCUCCUCCCUUCCUUUCCCUUCUACAUCCUUUCUUCUUCUUUCUUAUACCUCUGUUCUUUUCUACAGCCUUUUUCCUCCUCCUCCUCUUCUUCCUUUCCUUCCUUACACGUCUAUCCUCAUACCUCCCUCCCUUCUUCUUUUCUCACACCUCCCUCUCUUCCCUAUUUUCCCUCUUCCUCUCAUUCACAGCUUCCCGUCUUCCCCCAUCUUCUUUUCUAGUCCUCCUCCUCCUCCUCCUUUCCUUCCUUACACGUCUAUCCUC
Messenger RNA from Eriocheir sinensis (Chinese mitten crab), 4398 nucleotides. RefSeq names its product hepatoma-derived growth factor-related protein 2-like. The record is from RefSeq and is a predicted model, not a curated record. The coding region runs from base 246 to 3497 and encodes 1083 amino acids. The transcript is spliced from 8 exons. Lineage: Eukaryota; Metazoa; Arthropoda; Malacostraca; Decapoda; Varunidae.